Molecule: messenger RNA, 1695 nt
Organism: Castor canadensis (American beaver)
Lineage: Eukaryota; Metazoa; Chordata; Mammalia; Rodentia; Castoridae
Gene: Sptlc3
Product: serine palmitoyltransferase long chain base subunit 3
Biological process (GO): sphingosine biosynthetic process; ceramide biosynthetic process
Cellular component (GO): serine palmitoyltransferase complex
Molecular function (GO): pyridoxal phosphate binding; serine C-palmitoyltransferase activity
Source: RefSeq, a predicted model, not a curated record
AUGGCUAAUCCUGGAGGUGGUGCUGUUUGCAAUGGGACUGUUCUCAACCACAAGAAACAGAGCAACAAUUUACAAAGAGGAAAGUACAAGAAGAAUGGAAUAGUGAAAGAAGCCCAGCAAAACGGGAAGUCACAUAUUCAUCCUAAGCCCAUUCUUGAGCCCUUUGAGGAAGCACCUCUUCAUGCUUUGGUUUUCACUUACAUGGGAUAUGGAAUUGGAACCCUGUUUGGCUAUUUCAGAGACUUUAUGAGAUAUUGGGGAAUUGAGAAAUGCAAUGCAGCAGUAGAGCGAGAAGAACAAAAGGAUUUUGUGCCACUGUAUCAAGACUUUGAGAAUUUUUUUACAAGGAACCUUUACAUGCGAAUCAGAGACAACUGGAACCGACCCAUUUGCAGUGCCCCAGCAUCUUAUUUCGAUCUAUUGGAGAGGGUAUCAGAUGACUAUAACUGGACAUUUAGGUUUACUGGAAGAGUCAUCAAAGAUGUCAUCAACAUGGGCUCCUACAACUUCCUUGGCCUCACAGUCAAGUACAAUGAGUCUAUGAGGACAGUAAAGGAUGUUUUAGAAACAUACGGUGUAGGAGUGGCCAGCACCCGACAUGAAAUGGGUACCCUGGACAAGCAUAAGGAGCUGGAGGACCUUCUGGCUAAGUUCCUAAGUGUAGAAGCAGCAAUGAUCUUUGGAAUGGGAUUCGCAACUAACUCAACAAAUAUCCCUGCAUUAGUUGGAAAGGGAUGCCUCAUUUUAAGUGAUGAGUUAAACCACUCGUCUAUUAUCCUGGGGGCUCGACUCUCAGGUGCAACCAUAGUGACCUUCAAACACAACAACAUGCAAAGCUUAGAGAAGCACCUGAGAGAUGCUAUCAUCUAUGGCCAACCAAGAACUCGAAGAGCUUGGAAAAAGAUUCUCAUCCUGGUGGAGGGUAUCUACAGCAUGGAAGGUUCCAUUGUGAACCUUCCCCAAGUCGUAGCUCUGAAGAAGAAAUACAAGGCUUACCUUUACAUGGAUGAAGCUCACAGUAUUGGGGCUGUAGGCCCAACUGGCCGAGGUAUCAGAGAACUCUUUGGACUGAAUCCUGAUGAUAUUGAUGUGUACAUGGGCACCUUCAGCAAAAGCUUUGGUGCUGCGGGAGGUUACAUAGCUGGAAAAAAGGAACUUGUGGAUUAUUUACGGAUUCACUCACAUAGUGCUACUUAUGCUACAUCCAUGAGUGCCCCAAUAGCACAGCAAAUCAUCAGAUCACUGAAACUCAUCAUGGGACAGGAUGGAACCACAGAAGGAUUGAAGAAAAUACAGAAACUUGCAAGAAACAUAAAAUACUUCAGACAGAGACUGAAGCAAAUGGGCUUCAUUAUCUAUGGCAAUGAUAGCUCUCCUGUUGUUCCCAUGCUUCUUUACAUGCCUAGUAAAGUAGCGGCUUUUGCAAGGCUUAUGUUAGAGAGAAAAAUUGGGGUAGUGGUGGUUGGGUUUCCAGCCACUCCACUCACAGAAGCUCGAGUUCGGUUCUGUGUUUCAUCUGCACAUACUCAGGAGAUGUUAGACAAGGUUUUGGAAGCCACUGAUGAAAUAGGUGAUCUCCUGCAAGUGAAAUAUUCCCGGCACAGAAAGUCAGUGCACCCUGUAUUCUAUGAUGAAGAGACAAGCUUUGAUGAUGAGGCAAGCUUUAAGGAGAUGAGCUUUGAACUUGAAGAUUAA